Molecule: messenger RNA, 603 nt
Organism: Plasmodium relictum
Lineage: Eukaryota; Apicomplexa; Aconoidasida; Haemosporida; Plasmodiidae
Product: Plasmodium exported protein, unknown function
Exons: 2
Coding region: 1-603 (200 amino acids)
Source: RefSeq, a predicted model, not a curated record
AUGGUAUAUAGUAAUAAUUCAUCUACUGUUUCAUUAAGAAAAUUCUUAAUUGCCAUUAUUAGUACAAAUAUAAAAAAAUUCUACAGGUAUUCAUCAAGUAAUAAUAAUAAAGCUUUUGAAAGAAAAAAGCAAAUCAAAUGUAGAAUGUUCGUGCUUCUUAUUUUAUAUUUUUUCUCAUUAUCUAUCAUAUUUAAGGAUAUUCCCACACAAUAUACAGUAAUUUGGAGACUAUGUUCUAAUAAAAAUCAUAUAAGGAAAUUAGCAGAGGACAAAAAAGAAAAGUGUUGUGGUCAAACAGAAAACAAAAAUGUUCAUUCCUCAUGUUUUUCAUGUUUUCAAAAGAAACUUGAUAAUAUAAAUAAAAUGAGAAAAUGGUCGAAGGUAAAAAAGAGGGCAUUGAAGUGGAUAAAGGAUAGUUAUGAAAAAGAAUGGACAGAAGAGGAAAGGUUUAGAUACAUUUUGCAAUGGAAUAGAAAUGAAAAAGCAAUGUUAGACCUAAUCAAAAACUUAAAUAUUAAAAAACAGAAUAAGAUAAAAAAGGACUUAGCUGACAUGAGGUGUAAGUGGGAGGAAAGGCUUGAACAUAAAACGAAUAAGAAUUAG